AUGAAAUCGAUACGAUUCAAUAAUCCACUCUUUUUUAUUGUUCUUGUAUUCGUUAUUCAAUUAUCAUUAAUAAUUUUUCGGGUCGUAUUUAUAGGAAAGCCUGCAUCGUCCGUUCGCGCAGCCCGUGAAUGCCUACACAUUCAAACAAACACUGCUGAAACAGAUGAUCAGUUUUUCGGAAGGAUGUGGCCUUCACUUCAUCAAGUGGUUGAUAAAUGCUCAUAUCGUCAUUUUAGAGAUCGUGUAAAAGUAUUCGGAUCUUCUAAACAAUACAUUUUAUGGCUCAAUUGGCUUGUCGAUAAUAAUGAGCACAUGUGUAACUCAAUUUUCAUUCACAAUUCAAAAAGUAUUGCAAUGGAAAGAGAGUUUAAAAGAUACAACAGGAAAUGUGUGAUAUAUUCUUUGAGUGAUAAGCAUACGGAAACCUCACACUAUCAAGAUCCUCGAUAUAGUGUCCUCACAUUAAAACAAAAUGUGAGCUCACAAGCACGGCAUUUAGGAUGGGGAGUUGAUCAUUAUGCUCGAGAUUCGAAUGCAGUUGAUUUGACAUACUUCACAGUUGUACAAGUGCAUAAACUACGUUACGAUUCAGUUAAUAUAUUUUACGAUGGAAGUCAACAUAUUAAAGCUCUGUUCACCAAAUCUGCAUUCGAUGAGGCAAAUCUGGUAUCAUGUCAGUUCAAUAUCCUAUACGAUAGACCAAAAGGCCGUCUAGCUCGUCGAGAAUUCCGUGCAACAUGGAAGAAGCUUCUUUAUGAUAGACGGUAUUUUGUGGCCAGUGUACGAAGGAUCAGUGGAAGUAAUGAUAAGAUAUCUAUUCUUCUUCUUAAUAUUUGCGAUCCAUAUUGUUGGGCAAAAUAUAUCAGUAAUCAACCAUUCCUUGCCAAAAAUGUGUGA
Molecule: messenger RNA, 897 nt
Organism: Caenorhabditis elegans
Lineage: Eukaryota; Metazoa; Nematoda; Chromadorea; Rhabditida; Rhabditidae
Gene: C50F7.9
Product: Poly-N-acetyllactosamine extension enzyme
Exons: 7
Coding region: 1-897 (298 amino acids)
Source: RefSeq, marked reviewed